Molecule: messenger RNA, 2100 nt
Organism: Tripterygium wilfordii
Lineage: Eukaryota; Viridiplantae; Streptophyta; Magnoliopsida; Celastrales; Celastraceae
Product: homeobox-leucine zipper protein HDG11-like
Exons: 10
Coding region: 1-2100 (699 amino acids)
Biological process (GO): regulation of DNA-templated transcription
Molecular function (GO): DNA binding; lipid binding; DNA-binding transcription factor activity, RNA polymerase II-specific
Source: RefSeq, a predicted model, not a curated record
AUGGAGUAUUCUGGUGCUAGUGGUGCUGCUUCUGGUGGUGAUGAACAGGCAAUUUCAAACUCAGCAAGAAGAAAGGGCAAGGGCAAGAAGGCGUACCAUCGCCACACUCCUAUACAGAUUCAUCAGCUUGAAGUAUUUUUCAAGGAGUGCCCUCAUCCGGAUGAGAGCCAGAGGAACCGAUUGAGCAGGGAACUGGGUCUGGAGUCCAAACAGAUCAAGUUCUGGUUUCAAAACAAGAGGACUCAAACAAAGACUCAAAGUGAACGACGAGAUAACUCGACUCUUCGGGCUGAGAAUGAAAGGAUCCAAUGUGAAAACCUUGCAAUCAGAGAGGCACUGAAGAAUGUCAUUUGUCCGGCUUGUGGAGGACCUCCUUUUGGAGAGGAAGAACGUCAGCAUAGCCUGCAGAAACUGCAACUCGAAAAUGCUCAAUUGAGACAAGAGCAUGACAAGGUAUCCGCUCUUCUUGCCAAGUAUGUGGGGAAGCCUGUCGAUGCUUUCUUGAAUCCUAUUAACAUUAGGAACCCUGCUGCAGCCCUUCAGCUGAAUCCGAUUAUUGCUGACAUUCUUCCCUUGGCGCCAUACCAACGUCAAGUAAUCCCUGAAAUGGAAAAGGCGCUCAUGAUGGAGACAGCUGCAGCAGCUCUUGAUGAACUAGUUAGGCUUUUGCGAAUUAAUGAGCCUAUAUGGAUCAAAGUAUCCUCUAAUGAUCGAUUUGUCAUUCAUCGCGACAGUUAUGAGAAGAUCUUCCACAGGUCUAGUCACUUUAAUAGUCCUGGUGCACGUGUCGAGUCAUCCAAGGACUCAGGAUUGGUGACAAUGAAUGGACUGGAGCUGGUCGACAUGUUGCUAGAUUCGGAUAAAUGGACUGAUCUUUUUCCAUCCAUUGUUACCAAAGCAAACACACUACAAGUUCUUGAACAUGGAAUGAUAGGGAACCGCAAUGGCGCCUUGCAGCUGAUGUAUGGACAAAUGCACGUCGCUUCACCCUUGGUUCCAACUCGGGAAUUCUUCUUCCUUCGCCAUUGUCACCUAAUUGAGGCAGGCCUCUGGGCGAUUGUUGACAUCUCUUAUGAAAGCAUGAAGGAUCGCGUCUUACAUUACCGGUGCUGGAGGCUUCCUUCUGGCUGCAUGAUACAAGAGAUGCCUAAUGGGUGCUCCAAGGUUACUUGGAUAGAACAUGUUGAAGUGGAUGAUAGAAAUCAAACUCAUAGGCUCUACAGAGAUGUCGUACGCACUUGUUCUGCUUAUGGAGCUCAACAAUGGAUUGCUACGCUUGAGAGGAUGUGCGAGCGAAUGGCAUUCUCCACUGCACAAACUGUGCCAGUGCCUGCCUAUGAACCAGGAGGAGUGAUUUCUUUACCAGAAGGAAGAAGGAGCCUAAUGAUGCUUGGCCACAGAAUGGUGAAGAACUUCUGUGCAAUCCUGAGCAUGACUCAGAAACUAGAUUUCCCUCAAUUGUCUGAGAUGAACAAUAGUGGUAUUAGAGUAGCAGUUCGAAAUAACACAGAACCAGGCCAGCCUAAUGGUCUUGUUGUCAGUGCUGCUACCUCAGUUUGGAUUGCACUGCAACCUCAGAGCAUCUUCAACUUCCUCCGAGAUGAGAAAACCCGAGCUCAGUGGGAUAUACUCUCUAGUGGAAAUGAAGUGCAGGAGGUUGGACACAUCUCCAAUGGCACUCAUCCAGGGAAUUGCAUAUCCCUUAUUCAGCCUUUCAUACCGACUGAAAGCAACAUGAUGCUGUUUCAAGAGUCCUGCAUAGACCCUCUAGGAAUGAUGAUAGUCUAUGCUCCGAUUGACUUUCCAUCCCUCAGUGUUGCAAUAAGCGGUGAGGACUCUUCCGACAUAUCCAUUCUUCCAUCAGGUUUCGUAAUCUCCAGGGACGGCCACCCUGACUCGGGAGCAGCAAAUGCUGGUGCUCCCACAAGUUCAAACUCUAAAAGGUCUCCAGGUUCGCUCCUUACGGUGGCAUUCCAGAUAUUGGUUUCAACCCCAUCCAGUCCGACAGCACUCAACGUGGAAUCCGUGGCAACUGUCAAUACCCUCAUCAACUCCACCAUUCAGCGAAUCCAGCGUGCACUGGAUGCCAAUAUGGAGUGA